Molecule: messenger RNA, 3390 nt
Organism: Acanthosepion pharaonis
Lineage: Eukaryota; Metazoa; Mollusca; Cephalopoda; Sepiida; Sepiidae
Source: the annotation of a GenBank genome assembly
AUGUUGCUAGUCUUUGGUGGCGUCGUCGUCGUCGUCGUCGUAUUAAGUAAUAUGGCGGCGGCGUCGUCGUUGGUGGAAGAAGAAGAGAAGGCAAUCAGAACACACAUAACACGGCACAGGAAAGACAAGAUGGCUUUGGAUUUGUUUCAUUUAUUUUUCCUUUUCCAGCUUUGCUACAGCCAUGUAGCGGCGGCAGCGGCAGCAGUAGUAGAGAGCCACAGUCAAGCUUUCAUACAAACAGAUAAACAUCUCACAUAUAUAGUGGGGGACCUUGUGGAAAUAAAACCAGGGGAAAGUUAUUCAGAAUUAAAUAUUCAUGAAGAAAAUAUUUUACCAAAUGGUGUUAGACUGGAUCCACCAAUGUUGGAAUUUGGAGAACAUCCAGUGGGUAUGCCCUAUCUACAGCAAGUGUCUGUACACAAUGCUGACACAAAAACCAGUCUCCACUUAUUGUCCAUAUCGGGCAGCACAGCACAUUUUCACUGCUCAUUUUUUCAAGAUAAAAUGGUUCCUCCUGGAGGAAACACAACAUUUGAUGUUGUGUUUUUGGCCCGCCAGUUGGGUCCUGUUGACAAUACUUUAUAUAUACACACAACACAAGGGUCAUUUAAAUACCAGGUAUUUGGUGUUGGGAUUCCAAAUCCCUACAGACUUCGGCCCUAUUUAGGUGCCAAAGUACCCUUGAACAGUAGUUUCUCUUCAUUAAUAGAAAUGCACAAUCCACACAGUUCCACCUUGCAAGUGGUUGGAAUGUUUUCCAGUGCUGGAGAUUUACAUUUAGAACUCCCAACUGGAGAUCGAGAAGCAACUACAACUUUAUGGGAAAUCCCUCCAUAUGAAACAAAACCUGUAAUGCGGGCAAACUUUAUAGGAAGGGUGGAAACCAAUCACACAGCAUUUAUAAGAAUAAAAACCAACCAUGAACAAGCACAGGGAGUCUUAAUACUUCCUGUAGAAGUGGAGGUUACUUCAGCUCCUGGUAUAUAUUCUCCAGUAGAGAUGAUAGAUUUUGGCAUCUUGCGAACGCUUGAUGAACCCCAAACAGUGCAACUAAAUCUGCUCAACACAGGUUCCCGGCCAGUUCAUAUCACAGGAGUGUCACUGUCACCAAACAAUGAUGCUGUGUCUGUGGAAUUCCGACCAAUAAAAUUACAGCCUGACAUAUUGCGGCCAGUCACAGUGGCACACAUUACAUUCAGAGCCACAAAAGCCUUAAAUCCCCGGCAGUGGUCAGGAAGAAUUGUGGUCAAAUAUAAACACAGUCAGAACAAACUGACCAUUCCUUAUCAAGUAAAUGUGCUUCAUGGGUCAUUAGUUUAUAACACCAACAACACCCAUUUCUACAGCGGAUCAUUUGUGAAAAACCUCAUCAGGAUGCUGGCAUUCACAAACACUUUUAAUUUCUCUAUAGUAAUAUACAAUGUCACUCUACCUCCUGCAGUACAUCAAUAUUUCUCUGUGAGUAUCUCUCUUUCACUAAAUCAUCUUAAAUUAUCUUCUGAUUAUUUCAUUGUUUUCUUGUUCUUUUUAAUUUCUUUCACAUUACCUUUUUGGGACAAAUUUAUUUAUUUUCUUUUUCUUUUCUUUUUCUUUUUUCCUCUCUCUCGCUCUCUCUCUCUCUCUCCCUUCCUUCUCUCUCUCUCUCUCCUUCCUUCUCUCUCUCUCUCUCUCUCCCUUCCUUCUCUCUCUCUCUCUCUCUCUCCCCUUCCUUCUCUCUCUCUCUCUCUCCCUUCUUCUCUCUCUCUCUCCUUCCUUCUCUCUCUCUCUCUCUCUCUCUUCCUUCUCUCUCUCUCUCUUCCUUCUCUCUCUCUCUCUCUCUUCCUUCUCUCUCUCUCUCUCUUCUUCUCUCUCUCUCUCUCUCUCCUUCCCUCUCUCUCUCUCCUUCCCUCUCUCUCUCUCCCUUCCCUCUCUCUCUCUCCUUCUCUCUUCCUCUCUCCCUUCCCUCUUUCCCCUCUCCCUUCCCUCUCUUCCCUCUCCCUUCUCUCUCUUCCCCUCUCUCUCUCUCUUCCUCUCUCUCUCUCUCUCCCUUCUCUCUCUCUCUUCCUCUCUCUCUCUCUUCCUCUCUCUCUCUCUCUUCCCUCUCUCUCUCUCUUCCUCUCUCUCUCUCUUCCCUCUCUCUCUCUCUCCCUCUCUCUCUUCCCCCCUCUCUCUUCCUUCCCCCCCCUCUCUCUCUCUCUAUUAUUCUCAAGCUUCAAUGUUCCUAUCAUUGUAUACAGUGGGCUUCUCAAGGUCAUUCACCAUAGGCCUGAAAAGUUCAAAGGCCAACUAGACUUUGGCACGAUGGGUGUCAGAGAGCAGCGUAGUAUCACAUUCACCAUACAGAAUAACAACCCAGUAAAUAUUGUAAUAGGUGAAUUCAGCUGCAGUAUGAACCAUAGUAUAUUGCAGUUGCUUGGCAUAGAAAAAGGCAAUGGGACAACAUUGACAAAAGUACACAAUAUGUCAGACAUUGACACAGAUCCGUUGAUAUUAAAACCUUAUCACUUUGCUGUGUUCAGUGUUAAUGUCACUGCUGCCCCAUAUGAAGGUGUGUUCUCAGGAGAAGUUCUUAUAGUUACACAAUUUCAAGACCUUUAUAUCCCAGUGUCAUUGAGGACUGCAGAAGGAAGUUUAAAUGCCAUUCCGGAAAAACUUAUUUUUGAUAAAGUGUAUCCAGGUAAAAUUCCAUACAAGAUUUUACAGAUCCACAGCACAUUUCAAGAUUACAUGAAAGUUACACAAGUGAUGUUUCGACCUGCAGACAUCCGAUUCUAUUACUGGCCACCCUCAGAUGGACAAGUGUUAUUGGAACCACAAAAAUUUAACAGAAUUGGUAGAAUAUAUUUUGAUGCAAAAAGAGGAUGUCAAGAAGAUUGUUAUGUAGGAUUACCAACAUACACACAAGCUGGUCACCAAUGGUUACUAGGUUUGGGCUUAGACAGAGAAGUUGCUGACACAGACCAAUAUUUAUAUACACAUCUUCAACAAAAAUGGGAGCGAGUAGCCAGGGGGGAUCAAAGCACAGCUAAUGUAACAAUUGAACUGGAUACAAAUCAAGUGCGUGGUUUCUUGUUCUCAGCACAGGCACAUCUCCAUUGGCCAGCUCUGAUUAGAAAGUGCAAGAUCAAAUUUCCUCUCACACAAAUUGGAAAUAUGUCUAUGUCAGACUUCAUAGUGGAGAACCCUGGAGAUGUGCCGGUGCUAAUCCAAAUACUUGCCCUGCCAGUUUAUCCCAAUCCACAGACCAUUGUGGAUCUUAUGAGCCAUAGGCUUGCAUCAGACUUAUCAGAUUAUAUAGAAACAGAUGACAAAGAAAUCUUUAUUUUACCAGAUUUGGAACAGUCCUAUUCAACACCUAAUUCUGAUAUUCACAGAUACCAGAGACACAUUGAGAGCACACUUACGAAUUAA